Molecule: messenger RNA, 11734 nt
Organism: Ostrea edulis (European flat oyster)
Lineage: Eukaryota; Metazoa; Mollusca; Bivalvia; Ostreida; Ostreidae
Product: proto-oncogene tyrosine-protein kinase ROS-like
Exons: 44
Coding region: 402-8432 (2676 amino acids)
Biological process (GO): regulation of TOR signaling; protein phosphorylation; cell surface receptor protein tyrosine kinase signaling pathway
Cellular component (GO): signaling receptor complex; membrane
Molecular function (GO): transmembrane receptor protein tyrosine kinase activity; protein binding; ATP binding
Source: RefSeq, a predicted model, not a curated record
AAAAGUAAAUAGAAAUGCAGUUAUCCGGGAUGUAAACAAGUCGAAUUCACCCCACACGUCCCGCUACACUCCCAGUUCGGCGGGGGUAACAAUAUCUACACCUUUAACCGGAAUCUGCAAUUUGAAAUCUUUUGUUGAAAUGAAAUCGAUGGCAUUAAGUCGUUAACUCAUAAAACGUCCAUCAAAUGGUGUGUAAGUGUGUGGCCGAUUGUCUGUAACAUUCAGUGACAUUGAACAAUAGGUUCAGGAUCCAAGCAGACGAGAGAGGAUAGAGCGCGGGAUUCCCUGUGUGGCAGUAACUGAAGCUGAGUCAAACGAGAGCUGACGUUAGCGUGCACUCUCCCGCACGCCGCGGUUUAUAGUAUUUUGCAACAUGGACUUAUAGACUGACACAGAACGAGAUGACACUCAGUUUCCUCCAUGUAUUAUUAUUUUGCGUGGUAUUCUUUGGAGAAAUAUUUUUUGUAGCUUUCUGUGCAGCUAGUCAGCAGUGUUUAGACUAUUGUAAUUCUAAAGAGAUAAAUUCUGGCCCAGACGUUAAUGAUUUGUAUUGUAACCAUGAGUGCAAAGUGAAACAGUGUCAGUGGGGAUGUGAGCACUAUGAAGUAGGACCAGAUUCUACGUGUCAGGCCACCUGUGGUCACGGAUGGAUGAAUCAGGGAAACAGCACUGGUAAAGCCAGGAGUCUGCAACAAGAAGAGAACCAGUAUUGCAGUAAUGGAUGCUUGCAAGCACUUCAGACAUAUGCUGAACAAAUUCGAGCCCAGUUACCUCCCCUGCCGGUGCCGGAGCUGAAGAAUGGGAUGAAGAGUCACUCCUCUGUGGUCCUUCACUGGAACUCGCGCCGACUGACCAAUGUCACCUACUAUGUCCAAGCCCGCAUGCCAGACACCGGCACCCCCUGGGAAAUUACCAUGGCAACCUGGCUUGGGGAUGGAGACAUUAAUGUCACAGAUCUUAGACCAUUUGUGACCUAUAAGUUUCAAAUUUUGUUGGUGAUAACGCCCAGGGACUUCUUAUCCAGCAACGAAUCGGAACCAAUCACUACGGAACCAUAUGGAGCUCCCUCCGUGGCACCCCAGAUUUCUGACGUUUCCUCGCCCACGCCAACCGUUAUCUCUGUAACAUGGAAACCACCCAUGUACACCAAUGGGCAGUUGCUAGGAUACUAUCUAACCCUGACCCCUCUCAGCCCCCAGAGCAAGGACAAGAAGCUGACCAUCAGAGAGGUAGCCCCGGAUAUCACACAGUGGACGUUCAGACAAUUGAAGCCUGGUCAGGUGUACCUCGUCAAUGUGUCGGCGACCAAUUCUGUAGGGAAAGGGCCGGCGGGCUCGGUCAAUAUCACGACCCCAGGGCCGGGGAAUUUGUCUACUGAAGACAUGCCCUUCUUAAUUCUGGCCCAGGACAACAAGGUCGUGAAGCAAAACAUGAAGCUCCUUGUGACCUCUGACCCUGACACUCUUUUGACCUUGAACUCUUCUGACACAACAGUGAAAGGAAUAACUCUUGAUGUUGACAAACAGAUGGUGUAUUUGAGUGAUUCGACCAACACAAUUUUCUCCCUCAGUACGCUGGCCCAGGGUCAGUCUCAUACGAUCUUUUCUGACCUUCCAAAUCCAUCAGUGCUGACCUUGGACUGGCUCAGGGACAUCCUAUACGUCGUCUGCAAGCUGCAGAUUUACCAGUGUGACUUACAGACUGAUAACUGCUAUCCUGCAACAGAAAUCUUACCAGCUGAGCCUGCGGACAUCAAGGUGGACCCCAUCAAUGGAUUUCUAUUCUUUACGCUGAGUGCUGGUCAACAGGGACUGUACAGAAUUGACACAGGUGACAUCACAUCACCAUGUAACAUCACAUCACCAAGACUCGCCCCCUACACUUCCAUUGUCAAUGACAACUUCCUGACCUUCACCCUGGACUUCAACAACAUCCUGAUCUACUUCCCCGAUGAGUCCCACAAUUCCAUGCGGUCGUCAUCAUUAGAUGGCGGAGAUGUCACAGACAUCCGACGGACGAGGACAGUCCGCCCCGAGUUUCAGGGCAUGGUCGGUAUGGUGUAUUACGACGAACUGUUUUACUGGACGAAUGGGGAUAAAGUGAUGCAGGAAGAGUACAAUUCCGUACAAGACAAGUACUACCAUAAUCAGCUUCUGAUGUUUGCCGAUCAUUUCUCCGGACUCAACGUUUUACAGAGAAGUCUUCAACCCAAGCCAGUUCCUCACAGUUCGCCUCAGUCGCUGCAAGCUUUGUUUAGAACGAUGGAUGUGAUCAUAUCAUGGGAGCCACCAAAACGUCUUGCCUACCAAGGUAAGGGAGCCUGGAACUGCUGGUUGUAUGACGUCGUGUUACUAGGCCUGGACGGAAGACAGAGACAGCUGAUAUCAAACGUACGGAACAAAUCCAUUGUUGUGUCAAACCUUGAACCUAACACCACGUACCAGAUCAAGGUCAGAGCGAAGUCGGAGAUUGGGACUGGGCCGUGGUCGUUCUUGUUUACGGGAAGGACUCUGACUAAUGAUGCUAUGACAGCCAAGUUACUAAUGAUAAAGCCCAAUCAAUUUGGUGGUGGCAUUCUGAUGGAGACAGACAUGUUCGGAGAGCGGGGAUUGGAGAGAGCAAUCGUCAGAGGCAAAGUAAGGGACAUGACAUGGACUCCUACCACUGUGUACUUAGUGACUGAGACUGGACAACUCCUCUCAUAUAGGCCAGGGAACAUGGCAGCAGUCACAGAAUACAUUCCUAGUGUGGUCAGCGUGGCAUAUGAUUGGUUGGCUGGGAAAAUCUAUAUGUCGCUGCCUCCCAAUCCUGGAGUGAUUAAGCGAGCUGACCUCUCUGACCUUAGCAGACAGGAGUUUGUCAUUCAGGGACUGGCAAGUCACAUGACCAUAGACUCCAUCAAUGCUAGGCUGUACUGGGUGACAGAGAACAGUGUGGAAUCAUGUCUCCUCAAUGGAGAAGAUCAUAUCAAACACUUUUUUAUUCCAUACUUCUCAGGAAGCAGGGUCAUCAGUCUGACCUUGAACUUCGACCUUGGCAAGCUUUUGUGGUAUAUGAAGAGGUAUGAUCGUCAGGAGCUGUAUAUGAUGGAUUUGAUCCAAGGAGAGGAGACGGGUGGAUCUAAUCAAUAUCAGCUGAUUGGGACCGUCAAUAAUAUUACUAAUGACUCGGUAUUGCAGUAUCACUAUCACAGAAUAUUCUGGCAGAAUUCUGAGCAGCAGAUUAUUCUGGGAGAUCUGGAUGUCAAUCACACGUCGGUGGUCUCGGAGAGAGGGACGUCCAUCUUCCUCGUACAGCAUCCCUCCCUCCAUCCUUAUCCUGAGGGACUGAAUGAGUCCAGUCUGAAGGUGAUUCCCAACACUAUUGACCCGGACAAUAUCAUCUGCAGUGGACAGUGGUCAAAGUUUAACAUUUCCUGGACCUCGGCCACAGUCAACUAUGGAAAGGUCUUCUAUGAAGUGUCCAUCCAGGCAGACAGGGCUGUUAUAAUGAAAACUGACCAGACUUGGUAUGAGUUGGAAGGUUUUAGACCUUACAGUCUGCUGACAGUGAGGGUGACAGGUUACACAUACUGGGGGUAUGGGAAACCCUCCACAGCCAUCCUCUACUCCCCCAUGUCAGCACCCUCGAGGCCGCUCUCUCCUCGGGUGUUUGUCACCCAGAGCAAGGUGUCCAUGGGAUCGGAGAUCUGUAUGGGGGCAUUGUUCAGGUGGGCGUCACCCGAGCACAGCAAUGGAGUCAUCAACCAAUACAUUGUCACGUACUGGAACACGGGAUCCAAUCAGCUGAUUAAAAAAGUCCUGGCCCACACCACCAGACAUUUCUCACUGGACGAGUGUCUGAAGCUGAACUAUACCUACAACUUUCAGGUACAAGCUUGCACAAACGAAGGAUGUAGUGAACUAACGGAGAUCAAAACAGCCACGGCAGAGGCUGUCAAUCCAGUUCCCAGAAUCCUCCUGGCUAACGCCACCAACAUCCAGGUGAUGGACGUAGACAGCACUCACAAUGUCCACGUCAUAGUCACGGGCACGUCGCCCUUAGCUGUGACCUACUUACAGAUGUCCCAGGAUGAGAGAGUGUUCUGGGUGGACUACGGUGGGCGGUUAUGGCAAUUUUCUGCUGAAGGAAGGAAAAAGCUGCUGGAUUUGGAUGUGGCUGUAAAGGAUUUGACUAUCGACUGGAUCAGCAGGACGUUGUACAUCGCCUCCAGCACAAAGUUAACAAACACCAGUACCAUCACAUCCUACCAGCUGGAUGAGGGCAUCCAGAAAGUCCAGGUGGAGAGGAGAAAUGUAGUUAUCAGUAGCCUGAUCCGAGAGCCCUACUCCAGUACCCUGUUUUGGACUGAGCGGCCUGUUUCUGGUUCUCCUGGCGUUCUGUAUUACAAAGAGGAGGGAGGACGCCCCCUCCCCAUGUUCUCUCCCCGACACCAGAGGUCUGUGGAGACCCCCUGUAACUGCUCCACGCAGGCUGUAGGGAACGUGUUGGCCCUGGACCACACCAAGGGGACACAACUGGAGAUCUUGUUUUAUGAUGCGUUGACGCGGACUGUUGUCUCGUCUGACAGAGAAGGAUGUCACUGCCGAGACGUUAUAAAGGAUGAACAAGGAUUUCCACCAGAUUUGUUGUCUGUGGACCAUAUGUUGAUUUAUUGGUAUCGCCAUGGAGAAAACCAGCUUCAUUCCAUGGACAAGGUCACCGGAAAAUUGACCCAGAUUCCAGUGGUCAGUAUCCAGAGUUUGGAGGGAUAUGGGUCACACCUGCAGCCUCUGCCCAGUGACGAGUGCCUGAACCCCGAGGCCUAUAACGGUAACCUGAGUCUAACAAGGAGUAGCAAUGUCUCCCUGACUGUUCACUUAGAUAGUGUCCAGUGGCCAGACUCCUGUAAUGGGGUAUCCCACCCAGCCACCAAAUACAUCGUCUACUACAGACAGACUGACAGACAGGGAGAUAGGUGUCAUGUAGACAGUCAAGACUGCCAGCACUCUGAGAGCUACGGUAAUGAGAUAACACUGACAGGAUUAAAUCCCUACACCUCCUACACAGUACAUGGAUCAGUCAGUAAUUACUACACAGAGUACCUGUCUGAAGCCCUCAGUCAGCCCUUUUACUUCCGGACAAAGGUUGGGGUGCCGUCUUCGCCUACAAACGUCAAUGCCACAGUGGACACGCCCAUCACGAUCAAAGUGUCGUGGUCAGCUCCGGUCAGUCCUAACGGCCCAAUCGAGGAGCUGAAGUACAUGGUGAAGUACUCCACACAGAUUAACAGCGUGCACCAGGUGUUCAACAAAACGGUCAAGGUGGAACCGGACAUGGACCGGAGAUACGUUUAUAACCUGACGGGGCUACAGCCAGGACGCAGCUACAUAAUAAAGGUGAUGUCUGGUAACCCAGACAGUGUCUUCUCUGAUGAAAGCCCGGCUCUUCAGGUGAAGACAUAUGAAAACCCCGGCCCCAUCGUGUUGUUGAAUGCCACGCAAAGCUCAAUGAGCGUCUCAUGGACCCCACCCCCUGAUAACAGCACACACAUGCAUCUGUUUUAUUAUGGAAAGGUUUCGGACCAAAGAGUGGACAAUUGGCGGCAGUAUGGGAAAGGCGUUCCCUGGAGAACAGAAGUUUCUAAAACCUACAUCAGGACCUUCACAAACUUAGAACCUAACACCAAGUACGCAAUCAUCAUCAAACUGGGUUAUAGAGGCUCCAGAGAUCCCCAAUUCUUCUGGCCCACGGAUAAUUUAAAAUUCGUGUUUAAGACCAAAGCUGAUGUACCAGGGACUCCCACCGUACCAACCGUAAACAAGCUCAGUCCCGGAUACCAAGUGGAGUGGCUGUCACCGAGGGACAACGGGGAACCUAUUCUUAACUACACAUUACAAUACUGUGAUGAAGAAGGCUGUGCUUCGGUGUACGAGGGAAAUCUAACGCGGUGGAUGAUGGACACGACACGAAUCCCCCAAAGUCAAGAUGUAUACUUCCGAGUCUCUGCCAUGAACAUUCUGGGUCAGGGACCGUACAGCGCUAACAGUACAGCAUUCAAUUAUAUUGAUGACCCGCCUCCUAUUAACAACAUGACUGUUCUAGCGAUCGUUUUAUCCAUUGUCUUUGUGUUCAUUUUUGGAGCCAUCGUUAUUGUGUACUGCUUAAUUAGACGACAACAGCAAUUAAAACAGAAACCUGUCCAGAAACACUUCAUUGCGGUGUCCCGGGGGCCGGACAUGGAGCUGGCCACUCUCCGCGACCUACCAACCACCACCGUCCAGCAAAACAACACACUGUACACAAUCAACCUCAUACCAACAGACGGUGACAUCGCGGCCUUGCCCCACUUUCGACGGGACCAGUUGAUGCUGACCAAGUUCCUGGGCAGUGGUGCAUUUGGAGAGGUGUUUGAGGGUGUGGCUAAAAAUAUCUUGGACGACAAUUCAGGAAAAACUAAAGUGGCUGUCAAAACCCUACGUAAGAGUGCCUCCGAUCAGGAGAAGGAGGAGUUCCUGAAGGAGGCCCUUCUGAUGAGCAACUUUAAACAUGACCACAUCCUAAGUCUGCUGGGGGUCUGUCUGGAUAAUGACCCACAGUUUAUCAUCCUGGAGCUGAUGGAAGGAGGGGAUCUGUUGUCAUUCCUCAGGGCCAAUCGCCCCUCAGCAAUGAAUUCCGUGUAUCUGAGUCUCGCUGAUCUUAUGAAGAUCUGUGUUCACGUUUCCCGGGGAUGUACAUACUUGGAGGAAAUGCAUUUUGUACACAGAGAUUUAGCAGCAAGAAAUUGCCUAGUGUCUUCAAAAAAUCCACGAGAUAUGGUUGUGAAAAUUGGAGAUUUUGGCUUGGCCAGAGAUAUAUAUAAAAAUGACUAUUAUAGAAAGGAAGGGGAGGGCCUACUUCCUGUUAGAUGGAUGUCCCCAGAAUCCUUAGUUGACGGAGUCUUCACGACGCAAUCAGAUAUUUGGGCCUUUGGAGUGUUGAGUUGGGAGGUUCUGACCUUUGGUCAGCAGCCAUACCAGGCCAGGACCAACAUAGAGGUUCUACAUUUUGUGAGAUCAGGUGGUCAGCUGGAUCAACCAGAGAACUGUCCACAGGACAUAUUUGAGUUGAUGAGGAAGUGUUGGAGUUGUACUCCGGAGGAUCGGCCUUCAUUCUCCACAAUUCUGAAGCAGCUGGAGGAAUUUCACGAGAACUGUGCCGUCCUACUGACCGAUUACAUCAUACCAGUCAGAUCAAGGUCACCAAACCCGGACGGUAAUAGAUGGCGUAACUCUUACCUGUAUGGCCAUUUCGCUCCGCCUGACCCUCGCUUUAAUGGUGCCGUAAAUCUGAGUGAAGGCUUCUUAGGUGAACAGAUAAUUGCUUAUCUCCAUGACAAACGGCGUCACGAGUGGCUGGACUCUGGACUAUACUCUCGCAUGGAUGUGGAGCAUGAUUACGUAGAUGUGAAUGUUGUAGAUCCGGAUGAAUCCAGUUUGACUUAUAACCCUGUCUUUAACAUUAAGAAGGAACUCCCAGAAAUCACAACAGCUGGCGUAGUCGAGGGGAAGUCCACCCGUCCUCCGUUAACAAGGUCACGAGGGACGAAAGUGCUUGGUUGCGACCCCGAGACACGAGCAAAGCGGAAAAAACGGCCGAAUCUGAAGAUCUCAUUACCUUCACCUGAAAAUUACCAUCAGACCAUUGAAGGGCAGUACAGAAAAAUCCACAGGGCCACGUCAUUCGAUUCCCCAGAACCUCGGGAGACAGAAGUCAACGAGGAAUUACUGGAUUAUCUGAAUCCCAAACUAAACGGGUCGCCCUCCUAUCUCCAGCUAAUCAGUGACCCAAGUGACCCCCCUCCGCAUGCUGUCCAUUCCAAGUCACGUUUAUCAUCCCACAACAGUCGUCAUGCUUCAUUGAACAGUCGCCAUAACUCACAGAGCAGCCAAUCAAAUAUCAGGAAACCGCGCAGCGAGUCCCAGAGUAGUCGGCAUAGUUCGGCAUCUACGGACAUUUAUUCCAGCCCUGUGGGAUCGAACUUAAACCUCGAUCUACCGUCCGUUUACAAUGGCAGGAACAACUGUGAGUACGAACAAAUUCAUUCCAUGGAAUCAAUCGGUGGGAAAUACGCCUCGUACAUGAUGACUUCUCCCAGCAUUCCAGAGGAUGAUGAUGACGCGUUCCCCGAGGGGUACGAUUACGUCGAUUAUUCACAUCCAAAAGUUCCUAAAAAUGCAGCUUACUCCGUUAUUCGGGGAACUCUUCAGUGUUUGAGGAAUGGCUAUUCUAAGCAGGGCUAUAGUGCAAUGGACGUCAAUUCUAACAACCAUUUAAAUAUACUGAACAAUAACCUUUCCAGCAUGGACCAGGAGGUGGACAACAUUCCUGGAGGGAGGUCACUAGGGCAAGCUUGUCCGGUGCAUAACGCGAUGUUUGAUGCUAAUGAAUUAAUUCAGGCGAGCCUUGUGUGAACUUCCUGUCUCUGCUCUCAUUUAAAUCUCGUACCAAUGUUCAUUGUUGACUUUACAGGUAUUUUAUUUUUGUCUUGCUACAUGUGAGAUUUUAGAUUGUUUAUAUUGAUUUUGUUGUAGUAUAUUACAUGUAAAAUUGGUAUUUAGGAAAUGAAAUACCCGAGCUCUGCAUGGUACUAAUGGUGCAGUGUUGUGUAAGAAAAUAUUUUGUUUUUGCAGCAGGUGAAGCAUACCUGCCAUACGUCCAGCCAGACCACAACAUGUCCUGUUAAAUCAGCCUUCUUUUUUAUAUCUCAAUGGGACAAUUAAACUCCUUGAAAUGCUAAUUUCAAAUGUACCACCAUUCUUCCAAAACUAGACUGAACAGCUGAUUGACAAUAACAAAGAUAUUUUCAUGCCCCUGUAAUCGGAAAUUCUGUGGCAUAUAGUUUUUGGUCUGUCUGUUUGUCCACAAAACCUUUUAACCUUGGCCAUCACCUGUGAAUGAAUAGUGAUAGGGCUUUUGUAUUUUCUUCUAUGUAUUCCUUGUGACAAGACCUUUCUUUAGGUAGCAAAAUUUUUAGACCUUUUGACCUUGGAGUUUGACCUACUUUUGAAAAACUCAAACCUUGGUCAUAAGUUUUAAAUGGUUAAUUAUAGGGCUUUCAUAUUUCAAACGUGUAUUCCUUGUGACAAUCUAAGACCUUUCUUUGGGUACCGGAAUUACUUUGCUGUCAUACAGGAGCAUCAGUGGUUUACAAACAAUCUUGUUUUAUCAUGAUUACCGCUGAGGUAGUUAUUUAUUAAGUAGAACAUUGUGAAGUUUAGGAGGGAAGAUGAAACAGAUCAGUCAUUCAUACAAAACUACAGGUAAAAUAAGCAAAUGUGCAUGCAUACAGGAACAAACUAUACACAUGUGCAAACUCUGCAACAUACAUGCACAGUACAUGUAAAUAAAAUCACUGUCCACUGAUCUCUUUAAUAUACGUGUCAUUUCCAGUACCAAGCAGACUACUAACAGAACAGUCAAAUUUCGAGUUGCAAAUUUGGAUGACUUUUUUUAUUUAUCAUAAAUUAAUACACAAAUUUAAGUUUUUUAAAAAAAAUUCCUAUGUGUCAUCAUUUAAAUUAGAGGUUGAAUAUAUCAUUUUUCAUACGUACCUUAAAUUCUAAUUGUCCCUGAACAUUGGUUUGCAGGGGGCAGAUUUUGUAUUCAUGGGUGCACACACCCCACCCUUGAAAUUUUUUCCAUAGAAAUAUGUCCCCAGACACUAAAAUAUAUAUCAUACUUACAUGUAUAUUGUCAGAACUCGGUAGUUCGGGAGGGGGGGGGGAUGCCUCACCCUGGGGCCUUAAGACAGCCCCCAGACACACACAUGCACCACCUCGUUCAGAAAUUUCUGCUUCCGCCCCUGAUUUGAUUGAUAUGUCUUUAGAUGCAUUAAUUGUCCCCUUGAAAAAUGGCAAAAUGUAUGGCAGGUACUGUGAUACAAAACAUAUUGUUUAAUGUGCAGAGGAAAUAUUCGGGUAUUCACAGUUAGUGACCUAGUUGUUGAAGUGCUCAGUCUCGAGAUGAAGAAAAAUAAUUUUUCUGGUAAAAAUAGUAAUCUUCAUAGUGACUUGUGUUGAAUCGCAUUGUUAUCAUAACAGUUGGUGUCUUAAAAUAGUAACAUUACAGCAUAGGAAGGCCUUGUACAUUGUAAGAAAUCGGAAGUGUUUGAACAAAAGAUGUUUGAUGUCACUUUCUGUAAGUUCUAUAAAUAGUAACAUACAGAACAUUGUACCUGUGUUUAAUUUCAAUCCUCUGGUGUAAGGAUAUACAAUGUAAUAUAGGAAAUGUAAUGACUCAUUCAUAAUUUUGAAAUAGAAAUGUAGAAUAAUAUAGUGCAUUAUCAUUGCUUCACAGAAGGGCAAAACAUUAUUUGAAAUUACAGUGAAAUGCAUGUAUCAGACAGAAACAUUUACCCUUAUACUGUGUUAUAGAAACUACAAAUGAUGCAUUCAAAUUACCCUGAAACAUUUACCCUUGUACUGUACAUGUUAUAUAAACUACAAAAUUAAUGAUGCAUUCAAAUUACCCGGAAACAUUUACCUUUAUACUGUGUUGUAGAAACUAUGAAUGAUGCAUUCAAAUUACCCUGCAAACUGAAGACAUUUCACAGUGAUAGCCUGUUAUUAUAUGAUGACAUGUUUUUUUAUUACGUUAGGGUUUUGAGUAAUUUAAGCUAUUCGCAUGCACUGAGGUUUCUCCUUUCAAACUUUUCCCCGAGUAGUAAGCAGGUCACAGCAUGUCAUACAUGUAACCUGUGUUUGACACUGAGAGCAUUAAACAAGCUUACAAGAAACUGUCAGACUCCCCAGAAGAAUUUAAUGUUAAACGGGUGGUUUCUUUAAGGUAUUCCAUGUAUAAUGAAAGGAUAAUGAACAAUUUUGAAGGAUUUAGAUCAACAUAAAUGUUUAUUAUUAAAUAAUGAUGAAAGUGAAGCAGAUGAAAUUCACAUGACUGGUAAGUGAUUAGAAGCUGACCUUUUUGCACUAAAGACUUUUUUGGAAGAGUUGUCUGUCCUUUGUAAAAAUAAGAAAAAUCUAAUUUUCUAAAAAUGUGUGUGGUCAAUGAUUAAUUUUAUUUCAUAUUUUCACUAAGAGAAAGCGUUUGUAACUUUCUACCAAAAGAUUUGUAUGAAAAUAUAAUUUCUUUUUCAAAUAUUGUAAUAAAACAUGCUUUUUCCAUAUACUUCAAUGUUAAAUUCUAGGUGAAAUAAAUCAAGCAGUAAACAAUUUUUUUAAAAUUCCUAUGGUGGAUUAUUUUUAUUUGAUGAACCCUUCAAAAUGAUACCAUGAUUACAAAAAUUCCACCAUCCAUUUAUUAGAUAUGAAAUAUGGUCAUUAUACAUUGAAUACCUUAAGCCAUGUCAUUGGCAUUCUGAGAAUUGCUUGCCUUCACUUUCUUGUGAUCAUGACCAACACAUACACUUGCAUGUAAUCAAAAGCAUAUCAAGUUGUGGUAUUUUUUGAAAUUCAUUCCUUGAAAAUAUGGAGGCAAGUAUCUUUAAAAAGAAUUUUUUUGUUUCCUCAGUUGAAGACAUAAUCCAUUCACAUCAGUAAUCGCUCAAUCGCAGUACAAAUGUAAUUCAGGAGUUUAUCAGUUUCACGUACAAACAAACAAAUUAAUGAAUGCAUUGGACUCUGAGAUUUGAUUUUGUGUUUAUAUAGUGUUAAUGGAUGUUUGAAGGAAAUAAACAAUUGUUUGCAGACAGAAUUAAAACUGUACAUGAAUGGAAUUGUUACUAAUUGUUAUAUUGUCAAUAAAGAACUAGAUUUGU